AUGUCGGGUUCAAUAACAACACAUGAUAUUGUUGAUUGGAUUUGUAUAAUAAUGAUUAUACUUGGUACUCUUGGAAAUAGUCUUGGUUUAAUUGUAUUUUCAUCACGAAAAUUUCGUCGUACAACAUAUGGUAAAUUAGCAAUAGCAUCAUUAAUAAUAAAUCUUUUAUGUGUAUUUCGUUAUUCACUUCUUCUUCAUUCAUCAACUCGUCGUUGGAUUCAACAUAAAGCAGGACAAUCAUGGUUUAAUUGUAAAUUAUAUCGAAUUUCAUCUUGUUUAAGAAUAUUAUCAGCAUUUGUAACUGUUGCAUGGACAUAUGAAAGAUUUACUUAUGUAACAACAAGUUUUCAUUUUUUGACAAAUAAUCAAUAUGUUAAAAAAUAUAAAUUCUAUUUUAUGUUUUUUUUAUCUUUAAUUAUUAUAACUGCUCUUACUGGACCAACGAUUUAUUUUUAUCAAUUAAAAUCAAUGUUAUUAAUUAUUUCACCAACAAUAUCUUAUGAAAAUACAACAUCAAUAACAACUUUCACAUUACCAAAUGUGACAAUAUUAUCUCGACAUACUCGUAAAAGUGACGAUUUGAUAACUAAUCAAUUACCAAAUAAUUCUUAUGUUAUGAUAUGUUCAUUAAAAGAUUCGAUAUCUCCAUUAUGGCGUAGUUUUUUAGAAGAUGUUCAAUUUGGUUUAAAUUAUACAACAUUUCGUUCAAUAUUUUCUGAAAUAAUUCCAUCAUUAUUAGUUAUUAUGUUUAAUAUCGGAAUAAUAAUUUGUGUAAUAGAAUCAACAUUAUCAUUUUCAUCCCAUAGUUCAACAACAAAUGUUCGUCAAAAUACAACUGGUUCAUUUCGUAGUAAAGAAGGAGUUGAUGGUUUAAUAGUUCAUAAUCGUCCACGUACAUCAUGGAUGAAUAUUGUAUUAAUAAUUCAUUCGUGUCUUUUCUUUUUUUCAUCGUUAACAGCAACAAUUGUACAUUGGUCAACAUCAAAUAUGUUAUUAUCACAUUGGAUAAGUGUUGUUAUAUUAGCUAAUUGUUCAUUAAAUUUUUACGUUUAUUGUUUAAGUGGAAAAUCUUUUCGAAAUGAAAUACGAAAAUUAUUUUAUUAUUAUUAUCAAUUAUGUUGUUUUAUGAAAUUUAUGAAUUUAUUUCGAACAAAAUCGCAACGUGAACAAGUUAGACAAACAAUUCGAAUGCGUUUAGUAACACAUAAAUCUAAUGUUCUAUUAACAUAA
This is a messenger RNA of Adineta steineri, 1230 nucleotides long. Lineage: Eukaryota; Metazoa; Rotifera; Eurotatoria; Adinetida; Adinetidae. The record is from the annotation of a GenBank genome assembly.